Danaus chrysippus (African queen) is the source of this 708-nucleotide messenger RNA. Lineage: Eukaryota; Metazoa; Arthropoda; Insecta; Lepidoptera; Nymphalidae. The record is from the annotation of a GenBank genome assembly.
AUGGGCGAUGUUCUAAAAUCUAUAAAGUGGAUGAACGAGCGGGCUACAUCAAACAAAGCUUAUGUUCCUACCAGGGUGGAAAACCUAGCCAAUGUGUGUACCCAUGCCCUGUGCGUGGCUCCAGCCUCAUUUGGUGCUCGGGAGCUGUUGACUCGCUCUGUGAACGCCCCUCAGGCCAUUGCCGCUGUGGUCUACGGCCUGGCUCUGUGUUUGCUGUUUGCUGUCUCGACCACAUUUCAUUCAGUAUGCUGCUGCAAAUCCGAAACGAAGAUGAAACAUUUCCUCCACCGCUGUGAUCGAGCCAUGAUAUACAUAUUCAUAGCCAGCUCCUACUUCCCCUGGCUGACUGUGGGGACGCUGUCUUGUUGGAUGCUGCGUGAAUUAAGAUGGGCUAUCUGGCUGUUAGCUGUGCUGGGGAUCACCUAUCAGCAGAUCUUCCACGAGCGGUACAAGAUGUUGGAGCUGCUACUGUACUUGGUCAUGGGACUCGGGCCAGCUGUGAUUAUUGUCACUUCAAAUCAUCAGUUCCCGGCGAUGCACGACCUCAAGAUGGGAGGUUUGUUAUAUUUGAUAGGUGUUUUCUUCUUCAAGAGCGACGGUCGCAUACCAUUCGCUCACGCCAUAUGGCACGUGUUCGUCGCCCUGGCCGCCUCAGUCCACUACCUGGCGAUACUCAGACAUCUCUUCCCUGAACUAAACACAGAAUGA